UGUCGCCUGGCAACGGGGCGAACGCUAAGCGGCCGGAAGAGGCGCGAAGCCCAUCCUGUGAGGAUCUCUCUCUCUUUCAGCGAUGUCCAAGUUCGGCAAGAGGAAGGAGGUGCUGCGGCCUAACAACAUCCUCCAAGGAGGCCUCCUCACGAAAGACCCUUGGUAUCUUUCUGGAUCAGCCUCUUCUGUAAACCCUCCAGGUUUUGAGACAAGGAGAGGAAGAUUUCCUAUCUGGCCAGAGUGGAAUGAAGCUGAUAUCAAUGUAGAAAAGUGGGAUGCAGGGAAAGGAGGAAAGGAAAAAGACAAAGCAGGAAGAAGCCCUCUUUUACACUUCUUUGAAGAUCCAGAAGGAAAAAUUGAACUUCCUUUUUCUUUAAAAGUGAGUUCCUGGAAGAGACCACAAGAAAUAUUAAUCAAUAAGGUGCCUGUGGUUGUAAAAAAUGAAACUUGGUUUGACCUCUUUUCACCCAAUGAACAUUUAAUGAACAGUGAGCUGAUGCGAUGGAUAAUAAGUGAGAUCUAUGCAGUUUGGAAAAUAUAUAAUGCAGCAGUUUUAAGUCCUGAGGCUAAAGCUAACACCAAUGAAGUGCCUGUGCUUUUGUGGAAGCCAUGGGAACAUAUUUACGCAUUAUGUAAAGCUAUCAAGGGACAUAUGCCAUUGUACAAUACAUAUGGAAAAUAUGUUGUAAAAUUGUACUGGAUGGGAUGCUGGAGAAAAAUCAUUGUAGAUGACAGUAUACCCUUCAAUGAAGACAAUUGCAUGUUGCUUCCAACAACAACAUGUGAACUUGAACUUUGGCCAAUCAUAUUAUCCAAAGCCAUCAUUAAACUAGCAAACAAUGAUAUACACGACAAUGGAAAAAGAGAACUGGGGGAAUUCACAGUUCUGCAUGCACUUACUGGAUGGAUACCAGAAAUUAUUCCACUUCAGUCUGGAUAUUUGCAUAAAGUGUGGGACUUCUUAAAAGAAAUAUUGCCAGAAUUUAAGUUUCCUGAAGAAUCGCCCCCUGAAACUAAAACAUCACUUCAGGAUGCCAAAAAAGAUCUUAAAACUUCUGAGAUUAAAAAUGAAGCUGCGCCUGUCAUUAAACCACCAGAGAAGCCAGAAAAAGCUGAGAAACCUGGCAAAGCAGAAAAGCCAGAUCAAAAAGAAAUUGGAAAGAAGAGAAGCAAAGAUGGUGAAAAGGAUAAAUCUAAGCCUGGACGAAUGUCUGCUGACUAUCAAAGUUCUCUUCAGAUGUUUCUUGAUGGUUCUGGAGUGCCACUGCAGCCUCAAAUGGUGGCCUAUGCUUACUAUUUGCCUCUUUAUGUAUCUGAAAAAAAAAUCUUUGUAUUAGAGAAAAUGGCAGAUUCUUCUGAGAAGUUGCGAGAGUAUGGUCUUUCCCAUAUUUACAGCCACCCUGCACUGCUAACUAGGACAAGGUCAGGUCCACUGGUAGCACCUCCGAAACCCCCAUUUGUGCCACGCUGGAAACUUAUACGCCAAAAGAAAGAAACAAUUGUGACAGAUGAACCCCAAGAACCUGUGAUUAAAAAGCCAGAACAAUUUAUUGAGCUUGCUAGUCCUUUCGUGAACUUCAGACUUUUUGCAAUGCCUAUACCAAGAGACACCCAUUUCCCACCAUCUACCUUCAAAAGGGGAUCACUUCCAGUAUCCAACCUCGCUUCUGUCACGGAAAGUGAUGAAAAUGUAAUUGAAAUGUAUGGAGAUUCAAAUCCCAUGAGUACAGAAGAUAAUUCUCAGGAAUCUACAUUACUUUCCAAUUUAGUUCCGCAACAUCCUGUCGAAGGAUCCACUAAAGGUGAAUCAACUGAAAAAAUGAGUAGUGAAGCAGCUCAGUUACUUGAAUCAACAGAUGCUGCUUUAAGCACCCAAAUAGUAAACAAAACUUCAGAAGAAAUUGAGGCAGAAAAGAACCCAAUUUCCAAGGAAAUAUGGAUGGACUAUGAAGACUUCUGUGUUUCUUUUCAGAAGCUUUAUGUUUUCCAUAAACCAAAUACCUAUGCCUACACCUAUCAGAAAUCGGAUUUUAGGAUGAUGGAUGAACGUGUGUUAUAUUAUUUAUGUGUGGAUAGUUUGAAGCCCACGGAUAUUCUGGUUAAUUUUUCUGCGUUAGUGCACUGGGGAGACAUGGGAGUUGCACAAAAAGAAGGCCAUGUUUUGCCAAAGGGAUUUCUUAUUGUGGAAAAUUAUUCGUGGAAGAAUCUGGCUCCAGGACAAUUAAUCUUAAAGAUCCAUACAUAUGCUUCUAAAGCCGCUGUUAUAUGUCUUCCUGCUGGGCGCCAUGUUUUGCUCUUCACUGCAAGUUCUCCCAUAGGGCACCAUAUUCAAGUGUGCAGUAUGGUGCCGUGUGUCUUUGGUGAAGAGGAUAUUGUUCUUCCAAAUCUUGAAAAGGAGAGCUACCGGUUUAUGGAACAAGCCUCAGCUAUCAUGAAAGCCCUUGGAAUUGUGCUCAUUAAUUUUGGGAAUGCAGAAAACCUUGCCAAAGCUAUGAAAGACCUGGAAUUGGCACACUGCCCUCCUGACCUCAGUGGCACAGGAAUACUGAGAGAGCACUUCAAGGUUUUCAAUAGUGCUUUUUGGCAUUUGAUGAAACAAAUAUUAGGGAAUGUUCCUCCUAACUAUGUGUUUGCUUACAAAAGUUUCACUUUGGAUGUUAAACACAGUGAUGUGUCUGUUGAAGAUACUGCAUCCUCAGAGGUGACAGACACAAAUGUUUCUCCUUCGCAAAACAAGGACCCCACCCCAGAAGAAGAAGAGGCUGCUCUUAAACUUCAAGCUGCCUGGCGAGGAACUUAUGUCAGACUAAUAAUGAAUGGCCGAAAACCAGGCACAAAGGCGAAUGCUAGAGUCAAAGAUACACUCCAGAAAUUGUGGGCACUAAUUGAGCCAAAUUUUGAACUAUGUUCUUUGACAUUUUUGAGAGAUAUGUUUAAAAGUAAAUGCAAAUCAAUAGAAAAAUAUCGUUGCUAUGAAGAUGAAUGGACUAAGACAUCUUUUGCUGAUUAUACAGUUACAUAUGCGGAUCAGCCUCCAAAUUUUUGGUUUGUGAUCUUCAGGGAAGUAUUUUAUGUUCCUGAAGAUAUGUCCAUAGUGCCAAAGUUCUAUUCAGCCAUACCUACCUGCGUGCUGCACGUUGUCAACAAUGACACAUUGGAAGAAAUACCAAAGAUCUUUCUCAGGGUUACACCACAUCUUUAUACAAAGAAUAAGAAAGGAUAUACUUUUAUGGCUGAAGUUCAUACUGGAGAAUCACCUGUGAUGGCAGGAAAGUGGAAGCUUCGGCUUAUAGGUUCUGGCAGCCCCCUUCCAAUUCUAUCUCGAGAGGCUGUGAACAAUUUGUAUUCCAUUAAAGAAGUUAAGGACUAUUAUGUGCCAAAUGAUAAACAUAUAAUAUUCAGAUAUUCAGUAAAAGUCACAAUGCCACUCAUUGCUACUGUCCAGGUUCAGACCUCUAAACCAGAUACAAUAGUUAAACUACAGGUUCUGGAUUCUGAGGAAGAAAUGGUGAAUUCUUUUGGAAAGGGGCAUGUUGUCAUUCCAGCAUUUCAUUUCAUAUCUUCUGAAAGGCCUUCAAGUAGUUUUUCAACAGCAAGUAAAGGUGGAGUAGUUCAAAAUACUCCCAAAAAGGAGACUGAAGUUAUCACAUCUAAGAAAAAAGGUUCUCUGGCAACUCAGAAAAAUGUCAAGUCUUCAUCAAAGACAUCACAGGAAGGUCCAGUUCAAACAGAAGAAGAAACUAUAAUUGUACCUGUUAUUGAGGAAAGUGUAAAUCAGCAGCCUCACAAAUACAUUAUACAAGCUUCAGUAUUGCAUAAUAGUUGGCCACUUACAGAGAGUCAAAUGGUAUUCGUUCAAGCAUUGAAAGAAUUGGAAAAAAAUGAAAUCAAAGCUCAUUCUGCUGAGAAACAUGAAGAGAAUGUAUCAGUCCUAAAUCCAGAUAUUCACAGCAACAUGGAAGGGCAAAAAUCUGCAGGGUCAUCCAAGACAACUAGAAAAACAAAGGAAAAAACAACUGACAAAGCAGAAAAGGCUCUUAAAGAAAAGCCUCCAUCUACCAUUAGACCAGAAUCACAGCAAUCUGACCCAAACAAGCCCUUUUGGAUCUUGCGUCUAGUCACAGAACAACAAGAGAUAGAAGCUGUAGAUUUGAGAAAAGAUACAGAGAGAGCAGAUGAGAUCAAAGCAAUGAAGCAAGCAUGGGAAGCUGCAGAGCCAGGAAGGGCUGUCAAGGCUGCUCAAGAACGCAUGCAGUUUGUUAAGAAAUUCAUGCAGAAAGGUUUUGUGGUGUCUGAAGCUGGCAGUAUCAGUACACCAGUGGGCUCUGGAGAAACAGCCUCUGCUUCCCCUGCAUCUGAACCAAUGGUGUCCCCUCCAGUUGUGACUGAAACAAGCUUAGGAACUCAGCGAAAAGAAUUGGAGGCUCCAGAUAUCACCCCUUACAUUCGAAAAUCAUUGUCAAAGCCUGUGCUGAAGAAUGAGUCUAUUAUUCAAGAGCAAGAGAUGCACAAGGCAGAAGAAAUCAAUCUCUUUAGACAAUUUCGAGAGCUGGUUCUGGAACACAGAGCGCAAGAGCACAUGGCUAGGAACCGCUUAAAGCAAAAUGUACAUGAAAUGUAUGAGAAUCUUCAAGCAUCCUUGGAUGAAGCACGAGGUAAGGUUUUCAGCAUCCGGGAAGCAUACAGAUCUAAGUUACUAGAAGCUGAGCGUUUAAGACAAGAAGCCUUAGCAGCUGAAGAAGCUGCCCUUCGAGCAGAACAAGAAAAGAAAACCCCAGAUGUACAGAAGAAAAAGGGAGCAAAAGGUGCAAAAGGUACAAAAGGCAAAGGGAAGAAAAAGUAGUUUUUGCUGAAAAUCAACUGCACAAACUACUUUGCUGAUUGGAAACAGUGAUUGUUUUUUAAUAGUAUUUUAAAGAGUAUGGCUUUGGUUUGUUUUGUUUUUUCAAAGUUCAUUUAUUAUUACAUCAUCCUUUUUAAAAUGAUGCUUCUGAUUUAAAAUUGUAUGAAUACCUUUUUUACAAUUGUUUUUUACCCCUUAAGGGCAAUAAAUGUUUGCAAUGAAAUUGUUUGCAUGCCUUUCAGCAUUUUCAGCUUGUUUUCAGAAUGAACUAAAA
Molecule: messenger RNA, 5117 nt
Organism: Anolis sagrei ordinatus
Lineage: Eukaryota; Metazoa; Chordata; Lepidosauria; Squamata; Anolidae
Gene: ADGB
Product: androglobin
Biological process (GO): proteolysis
Molecular function (GO): oxygen binding; protein binding; calcium-dependent cysteine-type endopeptidase activity
Source: RefSeq, a predicted model, not a curated record